This is a messenger RNA of Zalophus californianus (California sea lion), 2371 nucleotides long. RefSeq names its product translation initiation factor IF-2-like. Bases 1592 to 2335 code for a protein of 247 amino acids. Lineage: Eukaryota; Metazoa; Chordata; Mammalia; Carnivora; Otariidae. The transcript has 3 exons. The record is from RefSeq and is a predicted model, not a curated record.
UUUAAAAAAAAAUAUCCAAACUCCUGUCUCAGCUUCAAGGCCCUAGCUGAUCCUCACCUCUUUCCACCCUCCCCUUGCUCACUGGGCUCCAACCACUGGCUUCCUGGGUUGCACCCCCUGCAGGGGCCUUGGCCGGACCUGUUCCCUCCCUGUGGAACACUCUUCCCCCAGGACUGCCCUUGGCUGGCUCGCUUACACCCCGAAAGAGAUCCACUGACUCCUCUACUCAAUGUUGCCUCCCACCCCCAGCAGUUUUCUGUUCUUCUUAACUGGUUUUAUGUCGUAUGCAGCAUUUACCCUUCUUGGAAACUAUCUCUUAAUUUAUCAGCUUGCUUGCUUGCUUCCUGUCUGUCCCCUCAUGGAAAUGUGAGCACCCUAGAGGCAGAGGUGCACCUUCUACCUGCACAUGUAGUAAGUCUGUGCUCAAUAAAUACUUGCCGAAUGAAUGGGAUUAUAUAGGAUGCCGUGUCAGGGUAUGUGCCCCCAACAUGACGUGCGGAAGGCUUUCCAUGAGAAGCAAGUUUCAGCUGACACUGGAGGGCCUGUAGGAGUUGUCCAGAAAGACCAGUUCAGGCAGAAGGAAGCGAAAAAAAAAAAAAAAAAAAGGAUGUGGGACGGUCCUAAAGCAUGGAGUGUUUGGGAAACCGUACCUUGUCCAAAUUGGCUUGAGCAGGAGAAUUAAAGGGGAAGGAAGAGGCAGGGGAGGUGAGAGGAGUUGGAGAAGUGUCACGCAGGCCAUUGCAGGGCCUCGGUGCUCCCAGUGGGCAGUCCCUGAAGGGUGUUAACCGCAGACAUUUCCAAAGGGUGGCUGAGGGCAGAAUGGUUUCUAGGGCGAACACGUGGGGGGCAGGUCUCUGGGAGACGCUAUGGGCCCCAUGAGUGGUGCUGGUGCCCUGAGCCAGGCGAGUGGCAGUGUGGAAGGAAAGAGGUGGCCAUGUGCAAGAGAUACUGAGGAGGCGGGCCUGCCCGGACACGGUGAUGGAGUGGGCUGAAAGAGGGACCUGUCAUCUCGGGACACCGGACUCUCCAGCUCGAGGGACCUGGUGGCCGAGGUGCCGUUCUCUCGACUGGGGAGGCCAACAGAGGGGGGGCGUGUUUGGGGGAAAGGUUGGGGUUCUGUUUUGAACAUGUGACUCUUGAUCUCAGGGUCGUGAGGUUGAGCCGCACACUGGGUGUCGAGUUUACCUAAAAAAACCCCAAAACCAAAAACAGGUGGAAUUGGGGUCCAGAUGGGCAGUGGAGACUCCUGUUGGUUUUCCAGAAAGACAGAGUGGCCCAUGCGGUCAGGUGCUGAAGGGAGCCCUCUGGAUGAGGAGGCAAUGAACGUUGAGGGGAGUGGCCAGGAGGACCCUGGUCUUGGCAGGAGCAGUUUGGCUAGAGCAGCCUUGGUGUGUGUCAAGCCAUGAUGGGAGAUGAGGAAGGGAGACCUGGAGCAAAGCACAGAUCCCCCUUCCAGAGGUUCGGGAGGGAGAGAGAGAGAUAAGGCUGUGGCUGUUUUCUUAUUUUAAGCUGGGGGAGAUUUAAGUCCUUUGGAAUGUCAAAGGAAGCACCCAGAAGAGAGGGAGGCUGAUGAUCCAGGAAGGGCAAGGGGAUGGAACUUGGAGCUUCGGAGCUGUUCCAUCGUGACGAGGGGCCACUGGCCACCGAAGCUUUGACCGGGGUCUGGUGGAAGCUUAGGAGCUGCGCUGAAGACCGGGACUCCCGGGUUCGAUGCCCCCACAGGCUGCCCCGGCACCAGGGCCUGAGCAGCGCCGGCGCUGGCGGCGGAGGCGAGGACGACAACACGCGGAGGACGCCAGGCUCGGGACGCAGCUGGGAUGGCGCGCCCAGGUCCGGGGGACCCCCGCCCGUGCCCCCCGCCCCGGGGGGCUGGAUGGCGCGCCCAGGUCCGGGGGACCCCGCCCGCGCCCCCCCGCCCGGGGCUGUCACCGCGCAGGUCUGCGAAGUUCCGCAUGGGUCCGCCAGAGGGCGCCCGGGGGCGGAGGCGGGGCGGGGCGGGGCGGAAGCGGGGAGCCGGGCAAGGGCUGCGGCCCGUCGGUCCCGCCCCGCGGGGUUGCGGCUCAGGUCAGAGGGUCGGAUGCGAGGCCGGGGAAUCCGGACUCAGGGGCGUCGGACGCUCGGUAGAGCCGGAUUCCGGGGGCUGAACGCACCAGGCUUCGGAGUGGAGCGUUCUCAGGCGCCGGAGCGGCUCGGAUGCCGUCCCCCCGGACCCUCCCCUCGUCCCCCGUUCCCCCCCGCGCCGGCCAGCUGGGAGGGGGCUGCCCCCGGGUCGCGCGUGGGGCGGGUCUCCGGGCCCUGGGCCUCCGCCACCCAGGGUUGUGGAGAGGACACUUGAGAAUCAGCGCGUAGCGGUUGGGAGGUGGAGCCCAGU